Molecule: messenger RNA, 552 nt
Organism: Debaryomyces hansenii CBS767
Lineage: Eukaryota; Fungi; Ascomycota; Pichiomycetes; Serinales; Debaryomycetaceae
Exons: 1
Coding region: 1-552 (183 amino acids)
Source: RefSeq, a predicted model, not a curated record
AUGAGCGACGACACUGAAUGGAGUGAAGAUAUACUAAAUAGGCUUAAUGUGAGAGAUCAGUACGAAAAGAAAGAUUCGAGAUAUUUCAAAGCAUUCAGCCAAUUAAGCCAGGAAGCAAGGACGAAUGAUCAAGCCAGUAAUAAUGAUAAGAGUAUAGAAUAUAACAAGCUACUAAAGGAGAAUAACCAGUUGAAGAAAGAUAACGAGAUUUUAACGACUAGUCUAAAUCAAACUACAAUAUCCUUGGAGAAAUCAGAUUUGAAGAUUAAUCAAUUGCUUAAAUCACAAGAUCAGUUAGAGAGACAUAAUACGAGUUUAAAUAAUAAAAUUAAGCAUUUGAAUUUAGAAAUAAUAGAGAAAAACAAGUCAGUGGAGAUCCUAAAUGAUGAGCUAUUGUUGAAUGAAAUUCAGACCAACGUUUUGAACGAUAAGAUUACUAGGCUUAGUGAUGAAAAUAAAAAACUAGUUGAAAGGUGGAUUGAGAAAGCUAAGAGUGAUGCAGAAAAGUUGAACGAUGCUAACGAAUUUCUAGAAAGUGUUAAUAGGAAAUAA